AUGACAAGAAUUUUGACAGCUUGCAAAGUGGUGAAGACUUUGAAAGGCAGAUUGGAGUUUUGCAACGUGUCUGCUGAUCACUGGAGUUUCUCAAGGACUGGUACCAGGCUGUUGAGCAUCAAGGCGCAGACAGCGAACUUGGUGCUGGAAGAUGGGACGAAGAUGAAGGGCUAUUCUUUUGGCUAUCCAUCCUCCACAGCAGGGGAAGUCGUAUUCAACACUGGUCUUUCUGGAUAUACAGAAGCCUUGACAGAUCCAAGCUACAAAGGACAGAUUCUUACACUGGCUAACCCCAUAGUUGGGAACAGCGGAGUACCUGACACGGCUGCUUUGGACGAGGUGGGCCUCAGGAGGUUCCUGGAGUCUGAUGGGAUCAAG
Molecule: messenger RNA, 378 nt
Organism: Tauraco erythrolophus (red-crested turaco)
Lineage: Eukaryota; Metazoa; Chordata; Aves; Musophagiformes; Musophagidae
Source: RefSeq, a predicted model, not a curated record